This is a messenger RNA of Trifolium pratense (red clover), 1699 nucleotides long. Its product is annotated as probable aspartic proteinase GIP2. The record is from RefSeq and is a predicted model, not a curated record. Bases 211 to 1497 code for a protein of 428 amino acids. Gene Ontology annotation, biological process: proteolysis. The transcript has a single exon. Gene Ontology annotation, molecular function: aspartic-type endopeptidase activity. NCBI's taxonomy places the organism in Eukaryota, Viridiplantae, Streptophyta, Magnoliopsida, Fabales, Fabaceae.
AUCGUCAAGGAUAAAGAUAAUAAAUGAUCAUCAUCCUUUCUCUAUAGCCAUCCAAUUUGACAAAAUCACUUAUUAUCAUAUUAUUAUGUACGGUGGUCAAACUAUAGUCAUAAACAAUAUGCUCAAAACCAACACCUCCUUAUCAUCCAUAAUGUCUAUAAAAGCAUACCUUAAAUCUAUGAUCCAAACACACCAACAAUACCAUUAACAAUGGCUUCUUCUGUCAUAAUCUAUUUUCUCCUUCUUUCACUAUCCCUUUUCUCACUUUCUUGCUUAUCAGCACCUCAAACUCCUAACACAAAACCACACCCUUUCAUUCUCCCUAUAAACAAAGACCCUUCAACCAAUCUAUUCUAUACAUCACUUGGUAUAGGAACUCCUAGAAAAAACUUCAAUCUAGCCAUUGAUCUUGCAGGAGAAAAUCUUUGGUAUAACUGUGAUACUAAUUACAAUUCAUCAUCUUACAUUCCUAUUGCAUGUGGCUCAAAACAAUGUCCAGAUGUUGCAUGUAUUGGUUGCAAUGGUCCAUUCAAACCAGGCUGCACAAAUAAUACAUGUCCUGGUACAGCAUUCAACUCAUUAGCCAAAUUCAUAUUUAGUGGUGGACUUGGUGAAGAUAUCUUAUUCAUUUCUCAAAACCAAGUUUCUGGUUUACUUUCUAGUUGCAUUGAUGUUGAUGGUUUUCCAUCAUUCACUGGAGAUGAAUCACCACUCAAUGGUUUACCAAAAAACACUAAUGGAAUUAUUGGUCUUUCAAGAUCAAACUUUUCAUUACCAAUACAACUUGCCUUGAAAAACAAGUUACCACCCAAAUUUUCUCUAUGUUUACCUUCUUCAAACAAACAAGGUUUCACUAACUUGCUUGUUGGAUCAGUUAGUGGUGACCCUUUUAAGGAACUUUCCAAAUUUGUUCAAACUACACCACUCAUUGUUAAUCCUGUUUCAACAGGUUCCGUUUCUGUUAAAGGUGUUCCUUCAGAUGAAUAUUUUAUUGAUGUGAAAGCUAUUAAGAUUGAUGGCAAUGAUUUGAACUUGAAACCUUCUUUGUUGUCUAUUGACAAAAAGGGAAAUGGUGGCACCAAAAUUAGUACCUUGAUUCCUUUCACUGAAUUGCAAAGUUCUGUGUACAAGCCGUUUAUUCGUGAUUUUCUCAAGAAGGCCUCAGAUAGAAAACUAAAGAGAGUAGCAUCAGUGGCACCAUUUGAGGCAUGUUUUGACUCAACUAGCAUUGGAAAUUCUGUGCCAAGAAUUGAUCUUGAGCUUCAAGGAGGAGUGCAGUGGACUAUUCAUGAAACCAAUUUGAUGGUUAAUGUAAAGAAGAAUGUAGCAUGUUUGGCAUUUGUUGAUGGAGGGACAGAGCCAAAGAUGUCAUUUGUAAAAGCUUCAAUUGUCAUUGGUGGACAUCAAUUGGAGGACAAUCUUUUGGUGUUUGAUUUGGCUUCUUCAAAAUUGAGCUUUAGUUCCUCACUUUUGGUUCACAAUGCAAGCUGUUCCUAAAUCAUAAUCUUGAAUUAUUGGCAUAGGCUUAUUUUUUAAGCAUUUAGAUUGGUCACAUUGAAUGUUGAUGCUUCUAUUUCAUACUUUUCUCGGCUUUUGUUUGUAUUGUUGUGUAAAAUAAAAUUGUUUUGUCAAUUUAUUUGACACUACAUAUGAUGUAAUGCUUCUUAUUUAUAUGAUGUAGUAAUUGUAGUUAAGAAAA